This is a messenger RNA of Brachypodium distachyon (stiff brome), 321 nucleotides long. RefSeq lists its product as uncharacterized. Bases 1 to 321 code for a protein of 106 amino acids. Lineage: Eukaryota; Viridiplantae; Streptophyta; Magnoliopsida; Poales; Poaceae. The transcript has a single exon. The record is from RefSeq and is a predicted model, not a curated record.
AUGUCCAUCCAGCCGCCCGGCCAAAUUGAGCUCCUCACGACCUUCGGAGAUGCCACUAAUCACCGGACCGAGCUCGUGCGCUUCGACAUGGUGGACAUAGAGGCCUCCUUCGACGCCAUCCUUGGCAGAACGACCUUGAACCGCCUCUGUGCUGCCGUCCACCACAACUUCCUGUGCAUGAAGAUCCCAGGCCCGAAAGACGUGAUCGCGGUCCGUGGUGAGCAAUCCUCCAAUAGGAAAACGCUAUAUCGCCACGAGACUAAGUGCGCCGAGAAAGAAGAAUCAUCCAAAAGUGUCCACGUGCUUUCGGAUGUGUGUUGA